AUGGACGAGUUGAAGAAAAUCACUGCUAAGUUUAGUUCAAUGUCAAUAAUUAGUGCAGGACUUGGUAUAAAAUUGUACUAUGGUUUGUUAAAAAGUGGGCAGGUUGCAGCUAUUACAGAGUUAGACUGUAGAAGGGAACAAGCACAAGACGUUUUAGCUUUGAUUUCUAUGGUAUCGAGGCUUAAACACGAGAAUGUGGCCGGGCUUCUUGGAUACUGUGUAGAUGCUGAUUGGAGUUUACUUGUUUUUGAGUUUUCUUUAAUUGGAUCUCUACAUGAUAUUCUUCAUGGAGGAAGUAAUGAUAAAGGUGCACAACCAGGUCCAGUUCUAUCAUGGUCCCAAAGAGUUAAAAUUGCUGUUGGGGCUGCAAAAGGGCUUCAAUACUUGCAUGAGAAGACACAACCUCCACUUGCUCAUGGUGAAAUGAAGUCCAGUAAUGUUAUGCUUUUUGAAGACCAUGUAGCUAAGAUUAUAUAUAUUGAUUUAAAAAAGCAAACCCCAUACAUGAAAGUAAUUUCUGGAACUACCCGUAUUUAUGCUCCCUCUGGCUAUCAUUCACCUGAAUAUGCCAUGACAGGAGUGACUAAUUUAAAGAGCGACAUUUAUUGCUUUGGAGUUAUUCUCCUGGAACUCUUGACUGGCCGAAAGCCUAUUCACCUUACUUUGCCACAAGGACAACAAACUCUAGUCAGCUGGGCAACACCAAGACUCAGUGAAGGUAAGGUGAAUCAGUAUAUUGAUGCAAGACUGAAUGGAGAAUACCCACCAAAGGCAGUUGCUAAGAUGGCAGCAAUUGCGGCUUCAUGUGUGCAGAAUGAAGCUGAGUUUAGACCAAACAUAAGCAUUGUUGUUAAAGAAUUACGUUUCUCCUCGAUUGUACUUCAAGUCGAUACGAUUUCCUUCAUUGCUCCAUUCUUAGACCCUAACAUUCCAGAUAAGAACAUCGUCCGUGAUGUCGACGACGACCGAUUUCCUAAUAAGCUCUUGAAUCUCUUGAUAAGACCCCUUUACUUUCUCCAAGUGAAGUGA
This is a messenger RNA of Lactuca virosa, 1029 nucleotides long. The record is from the annotation of a GenBank genome assembly. Lineage: Eukaryota; Viridiplantae; Streptophyta; Magnoliopsida; Asterales; Asteraceae.